Drosophila ananassae is the source of this 858-nucleotide messenger RNA. Its product is annotated as dynein light chain roadblock-type 1. The record is from RefSeq and is a predicted model, not a curated record. Gene Ontology annotation, cellular component: cytoplasmic dynein complex; centrosome; cytoplasm. The coding region runs from base 308 to 670 and encodes 120 amino acids. Gene Ontology annotation, molecular function: dynein intermediate chain binding. Gene Ontology annotation, biological process: microtubule-based movement. The transcript is spliced from 2 exons. NCBI's taxonomy places the organism in Eukaryota, Metazoa, Arthropoda, Insecta, Diptera, Drosophilidae.
AACCUAGUAAAUCUUUCUACCCAGCACUUCUACCUAGUACAAUGGCUUUCAGGAUAUUUUGUAUACUGCUAUUGUUAAUGACCCUUUUGGAUAUAUCCAUGUCUUUGGGUCAAAAACGCCCCCAGUAUAAGUGGUGCACAAAGGUUGUCGAUGGAUAUUGUGCCAAUUAAGUUAUAAAAUCUUUCAUUUCCUAUAUUUAAUAAAAUCAAAAAAUAAAAAUACUAGCCCAAGUAACCCAUGUGUUUUUUGAUUAAGCGAACUCCAUGAAUUACUAAUAAAACUAUACUUUAAAACAUAAUAAAACAAAAUGCAGGCAGUUGAUGUUGAGCCCAAGCGAACAAAGAGAUAUGUGGAGGAAGUUUUCAGCCAAAUCCAGGCCAAGCCUGGUGUGGAGGAAAUACUCAUCAUGAAUCACUCUGGCGUGCCUGUCAAAACGUCAAUGGAGCGUCAAGAGGGCCUCCAGUAUGCCUGUCUCUACGACAACUUGCGGGAAAAGUGCCAGGCAUUCCUCUCCAAAAUGGAACCACCACAAACACUGACCCUUCUGCGGGUCCGCACCAAGUAUAAUGAGGUUUUGAUCUCGCCGGAUGCCAAGAUAACCGUUUUGGUUGUCCAAAACGCCAAAGACACUUUCCUUAAACUAAAAGAGAAAGGCGCCACCAUGUUCUAAUAAUUAAAAACAUCUAUUUUCCAAACGAGAGACCGUUCACCAAGAACCCUUUGAUUAGGGCCACACAAAUGUUUACUAAUCUGCGCCUGUUUGAAGUCAAAUGUAUCGAAAAAAUAAAGCUUUGAGUUGAACAAUUCCGUUGGCCAACAACAGUUGUCCGGCCACAGACUUGUGAAGAACAUUGAAAA